Molecule: messenger RNA, 1065 nt
Organism: Colletotrichum abscissum
Lineage: Eukaryota; Fungi; Ascomycota; Sordariomycetes; Glomerellales; Glomerellaceae
Product: protein PNG1
Exons: 1
Coding region: 1-1065 (354 amino acids)
Source: RefSeq, a predicted model, not a curated record
AUGGUGGACCACUCAGGCUUCGAUACCCCGUUGAAGGCCGAGUUUGAUCGGAAUGAGAACCCACGAUGCAAGCACCCUAUCACUUUCAUCGACGGCAGUGGAACUCUUCUAACUCCGAUUACAGCAGCUCCGAAUGAACUAAGCAGCAUCUCCGACGGCAUCAAGACGAAACUCACGGCCACCGUCGGAGGUCUCGUGUCGUUCCACGGUCGACUCAUGUUCCUGACUGUCCAACCCUUUCCUGAAGAGACAAUCACCCCAAUCAAUGCCGGAAGCUUGGCAGACGGCAACGGUUCCGAUGAGGAGAGCGAUGACUGUGAACUCACGGGCUGGAGCGACUUCGAGAACGACGACGAUGACGACUCGGCGCUGUUGGACACCAUUGCUGACGAAGCUUCAACUAUAUCCUCCAUACCCGCGCCAGCAGAGCCUGCCAAGAAGCUUCAAUCCAGGCCUCAGGACCUGAUGCCUUCAACCGAACAAGAACCCAGCAUAGACCAACACAGCGGUGCAAUCGCCACUGGAGAGGUGGUAUUUUCCUCAAAAGAGCUGUGCUAUGCACUCGUGGAAGUAUCACCUUCAGUGCUCCUGCAGCUGGGUGGCGAGAGGGCCCAUGCCCAGGCAGUUCCACUCGAAAGCUACCUGGACUAUGUUGAGUCUGCGCCAUGCGAUGCGGCCGUUGAGGUCACCACUCCCGAGGGACGAAGCAUUGGCGGCACUCUUUCCGGCACGCUGGCUUUGUGCCGCCCACCAGGGCGCAGGGAACUUAUUCAAGUCUACAGCGCGAAACUCAACUCUCCCAUCGCCUCUGGCGAAUAUGGCUCGUGGCUUCGCAACGCCAAAUCCAGGAAGAUCUAUGGACACGUCUUCCCAGGCAAGCUACUCGGAAAUGAGACGAUGGUCGUACCUGCGCACCAAGUGCUCCGCCAAGCACUCGAAAAACUCAGCCAGAAUAGUAUGAAUCGCACAGCGGACUUGGAAAGGCACACGGAAUACCCGGGUUGUCCCAGUGAGAAAUCGGCAACCAAGACAAGCUCGGGCUCCAAUGUUCCGCAACUCGCCUAA